UUCGAACAGACUUUCGACCGAUCCAUUGAUGGAGUUUGCGCGACGCUCAUCCCCCUCAUUCGCGAUUAUUGUUGCUUUGUUGUGAAAACGAACAACUGUCAAAACCGCCGAUUUUUCUCUCGUAUCGGCGGACGUGCUGUUCGUUCCUGAGCGAAAGUCAGCGUCGUCUCGAUUGAGAAAGCACAAAAUGCGUUCUUUCCGCGCGAAUGUGACGAAAUUGAAGGCGCGAUGAUCCUCCCCAGCUGAUUGCGGUCGCUUGCCGCCGCUGUGAUUCCGCAGCGAUUUAAACCGUUCGGCACUCGCGGACGAUCAACAACGAAUAAAUCCGGAGAAAUUUCUUAUCUCGAUUGCGACGAAUCGCGGGAGCGAAUAUCGCGUUUACGGACGAGUUUACGGAGGGGAAACGUCAAGAGCUGAUUUUGACGAUUUUUUGACAGCUCCGAUUUUUUGCAUCACUGUGUUCGGAAGAAAAAAUAUAUCAACGAAAUUAUCAAAUGAUAACUGUACGAUUAUUCUGUACGAAAUAUGAAGAUGGCUUCCUCGGAGAUUGACGAUUUUUUGACCGGGCCGUUGGUCACCUGGUUUGUCAGCUGUCUGGAAGAUCCCAAUAUAAAUUAUGAAGAUUUAGUGGAUGGUGCUUUGUUGCACAGUGUCUUUCUGCAAAUCAAUCCAGAACCACUGCACGACGAAGUAGUGCCUUCCAAUGGCAAUCCUGUUGUUCGAACAAAAAACUUGAAGACUAUAGUACAAAAUAUGAAGCAAUUUUAUGAAGAGGAAUUGGAUCACUUAAUUUUAAAAUUACCAGACAUUUCAAAUUUAGGAAAGGAACCGGAAUUGUAUAUAGCAGAUAUGAAAUUGUUGCUGUUGCUACUUCUUGGAUGUGCUGUCCAAUGUCCAAAUAAGGAAAAAUUUAUUACCAAGAUAAAAACACUACAUGUUGACAUGCAACUUGCAAUAGUGGAGUGCAUUAAACAGGUUACAGAUCAUCAAGAUAUAGUCAUUACACAAGAUGGCAUGGAAAAUGCUAACAUGGGUUAUCUGUUUGUCCAAAUUAAAAAAUGGCUCCAAGAAUUGAAUUUAUAUCGAGAGAAAUGGAGAGAUGCAGCGCUAGAUGAUAGUGUUGAAAGAAAUGACUCCUCUAUCAGUGCGGAAUCUGAAGAAAUGAGUAAGACGCAACAAUCUCAUCCUGUCACCAAAGCAGAAAGAGAAGAUAAUCAUCAUUAUGCGGAAUUGGCUGACUGGAAAUCUAAAGUUCGGAAACAGCGCCAAGAAUUGGAGGAAAAAACGGAAGCUUUACUUGAAUGUAAGGAAGAAUUGGAGCAUAAUAAAGCAUUACUUACAAAACUAAGACAAGAGCACCAAGAACUGAUGCAUGAAGCUCGUACUGCUAAAUCGUACAGGGAUGAAUUGGAUGCUGUAAUUGAAAGAGCAGAUAGAGCGGAUCGUUUAGAAAUUGAAGUAGCACGGUAUAGAGAAAAACUCACAGAUAUUGAAUUUUAUAAAACUCGGAUAGAAGAAUUACGUGAAGACAAUAGAGUUUUAAUGGAGACUAGAGAAAUGCUUGAGGAACAAUUAAGUUCAUCAAGAAAUAGGACAGACAAAGUAUUAGAGCUUGAAUCUGAAAUUAUUAAAUAUAAACAGUUACUUAAUGAUAUGGCAUUGGAACGUGCUGCUGAUAAAGAAAAAUAUCAAGAACUUGUUGAAGAAAAUACACAAUUGCAUCAAUUGACAAAAGCUGCUGCUAGUGAGGCUGCAUUAGCAGGAUCUAGCGAUUCUGAAGAACCAGUGCACGAUGAUAAUAGACUGUCUGAACAACUAACAAGUAAUGCUCAGACGCGAGCAUUAAAAUUAGAAUUAGAAAAUCGUCGUUUAAACACUUUGAUCGAUUCAUUAAAAGAAAGUUCGUUUUAUGAAAAUUCGUCUCGCAUUUUGGAGUUGGAAAAAGAAAUAAAGAAACUUUCAUUGAAGAUUGAAUCAUUAAAUGAUAAUAAAGAAAGACUUACACAACAAAAUUCCGAUUUGGAAUUGGUCUGCAAGCAAGCAUUAGAAGAAAAUAAAAAACUUCAAAAUACCUUAAAAAAUCAACGAACUUCUUUUGAGAAACAACAACAAGAAAUCCAAACUCAUCAUACAAAAAUGAUGGAAUUGGAAAAAAAUUAUGAUAUAGCAGUGAAAGAGAAGCAACGUGUUCAAUUAUUAUUAGAGAGUGUACAACGACGCGCUGACGAAUUGGAACGUACUCUGGAAAUGACAAAUCAAAAAGUUGAAAAGUUGAAAGUAAUUGAAAACAGUGCUAAUGAUAUUAAAUCCAAGUGCCUUGAUCUUGAAUCGAGAUUAACAACAAUAGAAAAAGAGAAAGACACAGCACAACGUGACAUUUACAAAUACAGGGAAAUGAUUGAAGAAAAAGAUGUAGCUUUAGAUAAAGCAACAAAUACAAUAGAAGUUUUGGAGAGAAAAGUCUUGCAACUUGAACAGGAAUUACAGGAUUGUCUUACACAAAUAUCAAGAUUGCAAGAAAUUGAACAAUCUAGCAAAGAGCUUGAUUCACGAGCUGCAAUUGACAGAGAAACUUUAGAGAUACUUCAGUCUAAUCUCGUAGCAGAAAAAUUAAACAAUCAACAGUUGUAUACAGUUCUAGAGAAACUUGGCCUUAGUGAUAAUAUAUUGUUAUCCCAACCGUUGGAGACUAUAUUGGAAAAAAUUGCCCAAAUACCAGAAGUAAUAAAUCACGUUAAAAAAUCAUUUAUAUCAGAGAGCAGUGAGAAAACGACGUCUGAAUCGACCACCAAUUCCGACAAGGAAAGCGAUUUGGAAACUAUGAUGGAAAUACGGCGAGAAUUGGAACAGGUGCAAACAAAGUGGUCUCUGUCUCAAACGGCAAUGGAGCAGUUAUUGUCUGAAAAUGCAAAACUUGAAGUUCACAUAACAACGUUACAAUCACAAAGCAAUUCAUUAACCGCACAACAUACCGCUUUACAAUUGGCAAAUUCACAGCUUGUCGCGGAAAAAGAAGAGCUUUUGAAAGAACGCAGCACGCAACAGUAUGUAUAUUCCGCGCUACUUCAUGAUCAGAAUACUUUGCAAUCAUUACACGAACAAUUAAAUAACGAAUAUGAGAAUUUACGUCGUGAACGGGAUGCCCUUAAAUCGAAUUUAAGAGAUGUAAAGAAUGAAAUCAGGACGUUGCGCGAGACUUACGAGCAACUAGAAGCGAAAAGUGAAACAUUGCAAUCUGAACGGGAAGCUUUGAUUAAUAACACAAAGAGCUUAAAUAAUUUACGAGGAGAGCAUUCAAAGUUGAAGGACGACUUUAGAAAUCUGUACACUGCAAGUGAAAGAUUAAAAGCAGAGUAUAGGAGUUUGCAAGAUGAUUACAGAAAGAAUAAAAUCGAGACGAAUCGCUUGAGUCUAAAGCAAACGGAAAUGCAAGGCCAACUUAGCGUCAAAGAUGAACAAUGUUCGGAUUUGAAGAUAGAAGUCAAUAAUCUUAAUGAACGAUGUGAUAUGCUUUUAGAAAUGAAUUCCGGAUUGGAUAAUGAUAGACGUUCCUUAAUGGAGCAUAUAAGUUCAUUAUUUGCGCAAUACCACGAACUUUUAACGCAUUCGCUUCAAGAUAAAGAGCAUUAUCAUAUGGAAGAAAAAUUAUUUGCGGAUAAAGUUAAUCAUUUGUAUAGACAAAAAGAAAAGUUGGAGGACAAGAUUAUGGAGCAUUAUAGACAAUUGAACAGUUGCACUACCAAAAAAAAAGGUUUCGGGGCCAGUUUAGUUCGUAGAGUCAAGAAAGCUGGAUCGGAGCUUCUUAAUAAGAAUCGACGCUCGUGGGCUGAAGAUCCCAAACAAUCGGAUAGUAAAACGUACGAGUCAGAUACAGGCUGGAAUGAUUCCGAUGCGAGUACUGACGAUUACCGUUUACCCGGGCCGAGUAGAGUUUUCGGAUCAGAUGCACUUGGACAAGCUGGUACCAGAAGAACAGUAUACUAUAAUGACGAUUCUCCGCCAUCAUCUGCUUCUUUACCCACGGACAGGAUACUUAGCGAACCCUUCCAGGAGCAAGGAAACGACGCUGUACAGAUGGAGACGAAUGCAAAAUCGGAAACGCAAGUUGAGUCACGGCCCUUUUUGAUCUAUAAUAAAGUAUCGGCGGUCAUAAACGAAUCCAAAAACGUCAGCAGUACUCCGAUAAAGGACGCGACGCGGGAUGAAGUACUCGCGGAAGCCUCCGUUGACAAAGAACCAAAGACCGGAAGUCCAAUAUGGUACGAAUACGGUUGUGUAUAAAUUCCCACUGCCUUUCAUCCUUCCAUUGAGAUGUUGGAGACGGAAAGAGGGAAACAAUGUAUAAAGUAUUUUCAUAUGUAUAUUCUCAUUCACAAGGAAAUGUACGUAAGUAUUUUUUUUCCUAUUUUGAUCCAUAUUUUUCCUUGUUAAUUUAAUUACAUACGUUUUGUAUGCUAUAACGAAUAAAAGCUACACGAGUAUUUGUUCAAAAGUAUCGCAAAAACAUCAGAAAGUAUUAUGAGACUAAAGAAUUAUUUCUUCUAAGUAAUGUUUUUCUAGUAAAUAAACUACCUAUAAUUAGAUGAUUAGAACUAUAAUUAGAUGCAUUGCUUCCAAAAUUAUUAAAUAAAUUUAAGAAUAGAGCGCUAAUACGAGUUCCUAAAAAGCUGUUUGUUAAGAUAAGUUGAAGAUAUGUUAAUUUCAUUGACGUGUAAUUUAAGAAUUUUUCGUGUAAUGUAUUUCUGCUUAAUCUUAUUUAUUUUUAAUCCAAAUCUUAUUAAGACUAUGAUAACAAAUAUUACUCUUUUUAUUCUCUCUUUCUUUCUCUUAUGAAUAGAAGAGAAAUUGGAAGAAAUGUAACUUGUUGUUCAAACAUUUAUGAAUCAUUUUCGUGAAUGACUGCCAAUAUAUAAAAUAACAAAUUUACAAUAAUUAACAAUAGUGUGCUCGAUUUCAUUUAAUGAUUAAUUGGUUCUAUUUUUACGUAUUUAUACAUAUACGGUACUCGUAUAUGCUUAAUAAGGUUUUUUAAUAUGUACAUUGCUAAAAUUGAUAAAACACUACUUAAUAUGUACAUUGCACACCUAUCUGCCGUUGAUAAGAUUUUAGAAAUAUAAGGUAAAAUUAUUCUCUUUUUUUUGUAGACGCCAAGACUAGUAGUAGACAAGAAUUUGUACUGAAAAUAAGUAGUAUAAGUGUGCAUUAAUUUUUACAAUUACACUGAUUACCUCUUCGACUUUUAUUACAAUAUAUACAUAUACAUAAUAAGUGCUGCUAGAUUAUUUUUUACGUUUUGAUAACUUAUAUUUUUAUAAUAAUUGUGUGUGUUUUAUACAUAUAGGUAGUAUAUAUACAUUUUCCGUGUCUUAAAAUUUUAUUGCGCGAUUUUACACGCAAUAGAAUGUAACUAAAAUAUAUAAUUCAUCGAUUGAACAUAUUGAAUAACGUCCGUUCUUGCCAUUGUCGAGUAUUAUUUUCUAAUGCGUCUUCCUAUGCAGAAUAAAAUAUAAUAUCGGUACGUGACUUGUAAUAACAAUUUCGUUAUAUCGCAUGUUAAAUAAAAGGAUCAUUUAAGAUGAUA
Messenger RNA from Nylanderia fulva, 5581 nucleotides. It is a transcript of the gene Girdin, whose product is annotated as protein girdin. Gene Ontology annotation, molecular function: dynein light intermediate chain binding; microtubule binding. The record is from RefSeq and is a predicted model, not a curated record. Gene Ontology annotation, cellular component: cytoplasm; centrosome. Lineage: Eukaryota; Metazoa; Arthropoda; Insecta; Hymenoptera; Formicidae. Gene Ontology annotation, biological process: cytoplasmic microtubule organization; cytoskeleton-dependent intracellular transport.